Messenger RNA from Elaeis guineensis (African oil palm), 1284 nucleotides. The record is from RefSeq and is a predicted model, not a curated record. NCBI's taxonomy places the organism in Eukaryota, Viridiplantae, Streptophyta, Magnoliopsida, Arecales, Arecaceae.
UGUGUCGGGAAAAUUUUAAGUAAUCUGUAUUCAUUUUUCAUUCAUCAGCUUACAGAUGCGGUGGUCAUUGCAAGGUAUCUGGGUGCUACACUAGUGCUGCCUGACAUCAGAGGAAGUGAAUUGGGUCAAAAGAAGAAUUUUGAAGAUAUGUAUGAUUCGGAUAAAUUCAUGAGGAGCAUGGAUGGUGUGAUAAAGAUAGUUAAGGAGGUACCUGCUGAGGUGGCAACUGAAAAGCCAGCAGUUGUCCGAGUCCCUAAUAGGGUGUCGGAAGACUUCAUUAUGGCGAAUGUUGAACCAAUAUUCCGAACGAAGAAUUACUUGAGGCUUGCAACUUUCUUCCCUUCGAUAAAUAUGAAAGUGAGGGAAAAGCGGAAUGAUGACUUGGAUUCAACUGCUUGCUUAGCAAUGUUCAGUAGCCUUGAACUGAAACCUGAAAUUUAUGAAGUGGCUGAACGAAUGGUGGAGAGGCUGAAAACAAUUAGCCGCAAAUCAGACAGUCAUUUCAUUGCAGUUGACCUGAGGGUUGAUAUUCUCGAGAAAAAGAGCUGCAAAGAGAGUAGAGACAGAGGAAGGAAAAGUUGUUACAGUGCACAGGAGAUUGGGGACUUUUUGAGGAAAAUUGGCUUUAAUGGAGAUACCACUAUUUAUCUGACUCAGACUUGGUGGCAUGAAAGUCUUAAUUCUUUGAAAGAGAUCUUCCCAAAAACUUACACCAAGGAUGAUAUCAUACCUGCGGACAAGAAAGGUGCAUUCCUCCGGUCACAAAGUUCUGAAUUAGAGAAAGCUCUUGACUUCCACAUUUGCUCCCACAGCGAUGUGUUUGUGCCUGCAAUUUCUGGCCUGUUCUAUGGAAAUGUUGCUGGGAAGAGAAUAGCUUCUGGCCGGACGCAAAUCCUUGUACCCUCCCAAGUGCGUGCUUCCUCAGCUCCAGCUUCUAACUUCAUCUCAGCCUACGUCACCAAGAAGAACCAUCUGGCAUACUCAUGCUAUUGCUAAACGUGUGCUAGAUAAAAUAUAGAGCCGCAAGAGCCCUACCCCUCUUCGUGGAAUCACUUCUACAAUCCUUUUCGUGUUGAGUUUCCUUUUCUCUGUUUCUACUUUUCCAGUGUAGUGAACCUUCAAAGUGUACUGAAGUAAAUAAGUUAAUAAAAGCAGCUUUAUUUAGUAUAUGACAAGCGUCAUGAGCUGCAUUGGUUGGAUCAUUGAUCACAAUUUGUUGAAGGGAACAAAAGUCACAAAGAGUGUCGAGUACAUCCCAAUUUAAUAUAUGUUCCAUUUGUUUCC